AUGACAGACAAGUUACCACCGCUGUCGACGCCGAUCGCGCUUCCGAGUCAGCCCACCUUCUCCCUUCCGAGUGCCGUCCCGAGUCGAGACGCCCCUCGGAAGCAAGAGACAGUAGAGGAGGAGCCGUACACCAUCAAGUGUAUCUGCGACUUUGCUGACGAUGACGGAAAUACGAUCUACUGCGAGACGUGCGAUACAUGGCAGCACAUCGAGUGCUACUACCCCAACAAUAUCGAUGAUGCCCUUAGUCCGAACUUUGCACAUUCCUGCGUCGAGUGCGAACCCCGGACCCUGGAUCGUCAACAGGCGAUCGACCGCCAAAGGGCGAGGACCGCUGUACCGGUCGUAGAAGCGGCGGCUGACAAAAAACCAAAACGGCCGCCGUCGAAGAGCCACAAGAAGAAGCCGAAACCCACAGAGCUCCAGAUCAAUGGCACACACAAUGGGGCGCUCGACAGCACGAAGCAUACCAGUCCCCAGGACAACCCUCAUCUCGCGAAGAAGACCAAGAGCUCGCACAAGUCGAGCCAGUCCGUCAGCUCCCAGGCACCGAAGCGCAGCCCCUCUCACGGGAACGCGAAACCGACCCAGAACCAUCCCUUGAGCCCCGCGACAACUCCACCCGAUCUUCCAGACGAUUUCGAACUCCACAACUACUCGUCCGGAUUCUUGUCGCUGUACAACGACCAGGCUUUCCAAAUCGUUAACACCAACUCCUUCGCCGGUUUGGAAAUAUCGAAUACCAUGUCGGCCUGGCUGCGCGACCAGGAAAAGAUGAAGUUCGAGACAGGCUGUUCCUACAAUGAUGUCUUUCAAACACUCCCCUCCAAUAUGGACUCAAUAAAGGUCAUACCCGACAUUGAGCGGAACAAGAAAUCCAUUACCCCCAAUACCGUCGUCCAGUGGCCGUGUCUCAAAGCACCUUCGACAAUUGAUAAGGAUGUCCCGCUCAUGGAAGUCAAUGGUCAAAUUGGCUUUCAAAAAGAUUACUGCGCCGACCCCGAGAAUCGCUGGGCCGAGUUGACCGUGCCGCUCCCAUUCGUCUUGUUCCACCCGUCGCUCCCGCUCUACAUCGACACUAGGAGGGAGGGAUCUGAGGCUCGGUUCGUUCGACGGAGCUGCAGGCCGAACGCGGUCAUCGAGACAUACCUUUCGGCCGGGAGCGAAUAUCGUUUUUGGCUGGUGAGCGACCGGCAGAUUGAGGCGAAAGAACAGGUCACAAUCCCCUGGAAUCCCGGGUUCCCGGCAGCAGAGAAAGCCCGCGUCCUCCAGAUGCUCGGGCUCGGCGACGACGUGACAGGGGUUCAUGCCGAACAGGUUGUCACCGAAGCCGACUAUCAGAAAUACGCCGGCUGGGUUCACCUCAUUCUUUCUGAACACGGGGGUUGCGCUUGCAAUCUUGGUGCGGAAUGUGCGUUUGCGCGUUUCCACAGGAACUACCUCGCCACUGCCCAGUCGCGUCCAAACCCACCGAGAGCCAAGAAGCGCAAACCCAAAGCACAGCACGCCAUCUCCCCCACAAGUACGGGUCAUGCCACCAACAGCCGGGCGGCCAGCGAAGGCCAUCUUGAAGACAUUGCCGAGAAUGGCCGGAGGUCCGUGUCCAGUUCGCGGAGCAAGCCGCCAAGUCGAGACAUGACUCCGUCGGCGCGCCAGGGCUCAUUCGACACGCUGGGUAUACUGACAGAACCUACGGACCGCGAUAAGCGGAAAGUGGCAAUGGUUGAAGACUCGUUCCGCAGGAUGGAGCAGCAGCAGCAGCAGCAGCAACAACAGCCACCUCGCAAGAGGAAGCGGGUCUCCGAUGGGACUAGCUCCUCUCAUACAAAGACAUCGAAGCCCAGAUCCGCAACCCACACGCCCAACCUCCCUUCCGGGUUCCCGGAACGCGGCUAUGUUGAUGCCGGGACCGGGACGUCGAGGAGCAAGUCUGGUUCACCCAGCGGCGUUAGCCCCACCCACGUUGGCCAUCCCGGCAACAGCCUACCAUCUGGGAACGCAUCGGCGCCUGUUCGCUCUCGUCCCAGUUCGGCUGUGCCACGUCCACAAUAUUGUGAUGCUGCAGUACAAACAGACUUCCCCGAGGCCAGCGACACGGCGACUCCGAAACGGCGGGUGGGCUCUUGUUUAAGGAAACGGAUGUUAGAGAACUGGCGCCAUGUCCGCCUUGAGGAGGAAGAGCGCGCCAAACGCCGCGCCAUGGAGCGGCCGCCAUCUGCCAUGAGCGUAGAGAGCCAUGGCGACCGGGAUACCCUCCUAUCAUCGCCGGCUUCGGCCAAAGAAGCGGAAAAGGGGCCAGGCGGCGAUGUUCCGACAGGCGGACUAAAAGACCACCCAAUGCCUGAUGCUCGGCCGUCGUCCCCGUUGCACACGAUCGCCGCGGCGCAGCCCCCGACAAACAGCCCUGUCAACAACAAGUCGCCUGACCCCCGAGUAGAACCGCCUCCUGUGCCGGCUUUUCAAAGUCCCGCUUCGGCUGCUUCCCCAUCCUCAACACCCGUCUCCGCUGGACCCCGAGCGGCCCAGUCGCCGUUCUCCGCUACGGGCCUCACGAGUCCGUUUCCUCCACUGCCGAUCAAUAGUGCUACGGCAACCCCAAGUCCUGUCAAGAAGAAGCUCACAUUCAACGACUACAAGAGCAGGAUGAGCAGAGCUGCCGGCGCUCGGCCGUCGAUAGGAACAACAUUAUUGAAACCCCUGUCGAAUGCGGACGAGCCCAAGUCCGCCACGAGCACGGAUGGUGGCGCAUUGACUAGCUCGCCAACAUCCGAAAAGCCUUCCGAACCGGCGGCGACGACCGUUGAGACGACAAAAAAGACGUCGACAUGA
Messenger RNA from Chaetomium globosum CBS 148.51, 2829 nucleotides. RefSeq lists its product as uncharacterized. Gene Ontology annotation, molecular function: protein binding. NCBI's taxonomy places the organism in Eukaryota, Fungi, Ascomycota, Sordariomycetes, Sordariales, Chaetomiaceae. The transcript has a single exon. The coding region runs from base 1 to 2829 and encodes 942 amino acids. The record is from RefSeq and is a predicted model, not a curated record.